Mobula hypostoma (lesser devil ray) is the source of this 708-nucleotide messenger RNA. RefSeq names its product lymphotoxin-alpha-like. The record is from RefSeq and is a predicted model, not a curated record. Gene Ontology annotation, molecular function: tumor necrosis factor receptor binding. Gene Ontology annotation, cellular component: membrane. Gene Ontology annotation, biological process: immune response. Lineage: Eukaryota; Metazoa; Chordata; Chondrichthyes; Myliobatiformes; Myliobatidae. Bases 1 to 708 code for a protein of 235 amino acids. The transcript has 4 exons.
AUGAGCAAGGAGACAUUACUGGACCCUGAGAGCGGGAACAUCGUCGUCAUCCGAGAGACCAAGGCCAAGAGGGAUUGCUUCUGGCCAACGCUCUGCGCUCUGGCCAUACUCGGCUUGGUCGCAGUCAUCUCUUUCUUGGUCCUGUGUCAACUGAGGGGGCUCCCGACGCAACAGAAAACUGACGCUUCCGAGCUGCAGAAGUUGGAGGAGACUUCAGCCGAUGGAGGUUUGCCUCGCCUCAUGAAGCAGGUGGGAAGCAACUCGAGAGGGAAGAUUGCUGCUCACCUCGUCGCACAUUCAAACAUCAAAGACGGACAAAUCAUCUGGCAGAAGGAAACGGACUCCACGUUUGGGGAAGGGGUUGACUUCGAGGACAACGGCUUGGUCAUUAAGACCCCCGGCCUGUACUUCAUCUACACCCAGGUGGUCUUCUACCACAAAGGCUGCCAGGAUAACACCAUCUAUCUCAGCCACAAUAUGACUUCAUACACAAACAGCUACGAAAAUGAGGAGACCCUGCUCCUGAAGGCCACCAAGUCUGUCUGCCACUACGGCCCACACCAGCAGUACUGGUACAAGACCUCCUACCAGGGCGCUAUCUUCCAGCUUGAGGAGGGUGACCAUAUCUUCUCCAGGGUCAGUGAGAAGGUGGUGCACUACGUGGACAGGACCCUAGGAAAGACCUUCUUUGGAAUAUUUGCCCUGUGA